Molecule: messenger RNA, 5269 nt
Organism: Caretta caretta (loggerhead turtle)
Lineage: Eukaryota; Metazoa; Chordata; Testudines; Cheloniidae
Source: RefSeq, a predicted model, not a curated record
GACCUCAGCCGUUUGCCCCAGCCCACGCUCCUCGCUUCCCCGCUCGUGUUAACUUUAUAUCGUGCCAUUAUUUCGCAUCCCUCCCUCCCUCCCUCCUUUGCAAAGCAGCUCCGUUCUGCAGCCCUUCCUCCGGGGAGCCCUGCAGCCCCCCGCACAAUUCGGAUUACAAUCCUUUCUUCCCUUUGGAGACGCCUUUGGCCAGCAAAUAGCGGAUCGCAGCCCCCUCCUCUCCCUAGGCACCCGGAUGGCUGCUUGAAGGUCCUCUGCCUCCUUCACUGAACAGGAUGGACAGUGCUCACUGACUGGGGGACGGAAGAGUGGGAUUGUAAAGCCCCACCCUGCGGAGGCGCUGCCAUCUCGGCUUUGGAAUGAGGGGACGGACCUGCAUGUGUUUCAAUGAUCACAGGAUCUUCUCCUUCCCAGAGGCUAGUGAAGAUUAGAAGGCGAAAAAAAUGCACUCGCGAUGAAAUGUUCUCCGAGCUCAUGCCGUCCUCCCACACUGACAGAGCACAGACGAAUGCGUGGAGGCAGACAAUGUCAGAGUGCAGGAAAGCACAAAAUGACCGGGAGGAGAGGUGGCGGGCUGAAGAGAGUGACCAGCAGUGGCCGCGAUGAGAGCAAUAGCCACCGGGUGGCGCCUCACCUGCUGAUAAAAAUGAUCAACAAGUCCCGAUGGAAGAUGAUCUUAGGGCUGGCGUUCUUUCUGGUGAUGGCGUGGUACUCUAUAUCCCGCGAAGAAAGGUACAUACAUCUUUUUUCUUUCCCCGUGCAAGAUGUGGGAAUGACGUGUCCCCAAGGAGAGAUGGAAAAGAAAGCCACGCUGCUCAUAGGAAAUUACACGCGGGACCAUCCCAUGUUUUUACACCUAAACGAUUACUUUUGGGUGAAGAACCGGUCGCCGUAUGAGCUGCCGUAUGGGACUAAAGGAAGCGAAGACAUUCUCCUUCGGGUGUUAGCGAUCACCAGCUACUCGGUGCCCGAAAGCAUCCAAAGCAUGACGUGCCGAAGAUGUGCAGUGGUGGGGAACGGACACCGGCUCCGAAACAGCUCCAUGGGGGAAGCAAUCAACAAAUAUGACGUAGUAAUCAGGUUGAACAACGCGCCGGUUCAUGGGUACGAGGCGGACGUGGGCUCCAAAACCACCAUGCGGCUGUUUUACCCAGAGUCCGCACACUUCAACCCCAGGCGGGAAAACAACCCGGAUACUCUGCUGGUGCUGGUGCCCUUUAAACCCAUGGAUUUCCAGUGGCUGGAGACGAUCCUCAAUGACAAGAAGCGAGUUCGCAAGGGGUUCUGGAAGCAGCCCCCUUUAAUCUGGGAUGCCAAUCCUGAGCAAGUGCGCAUUCUGAACCCUUACUUUAUGGAAAUUACUGCUGCCAAAUUGCUUAAUCUUUCCAUGAAGCAGCCGCGGAAGAUUAAACAGAAACCAACAACAGGAUUAUUAGCCAUCACCUUGGCAUUGCACUUCUGUGACCUGGUACAUAUCGCAGGCUUUGGGUACCCCAAUUCUGCCAAUAAGAAACAGACUAUACACUACUACGAGCAAAUCACACUUAAAUCAAUGGCCGCAUCGGAGCACAAUGUCUCGCACGAGGCAUUAGCAAUAAAAAGGAUGCUUGAAUUAGGCAUCGUCAAGAACCUUACGCACUUCUGAUGGGAUGUGGACUGGAAUUUCCCCGCAUUGCCUUGGCCUUCGCCUUGGCUGCCUGUCGCCCAGCGUGUCUCAACAUCCACCGGGCCGGAGAUACCGCUGCUUCGCCACAGGGCCCCGAAUGGGCCCCUUGCUCGUGGUGAGGGCUGGCUGCUGGGGACAGCGCUGGUCCUGGAGAAAGUGGGCAGAGGGGGAGAGGGCUGCAGAGUCCCCCUUGGCCAGGCUGACUUGGCUUUCGGCCACGUCGUGUCAAGGCUCAGAAGCAGAGCAUCCGAAAUCCUUACAGUUGUGGGGUGGCUGGAUCCCUUUGCGGCCAAGCCAUCGCUGACUUGCCGACUUUUAGGGCAGCGCAGAGGGUGCCCCCGUGGGAUGGGCCCUCAUGGCUUGCUGCUGCACCCCCCUCUUCAGCCUGCCCGCUCUGUGUAGGGGACCGGGGCUGUUUGCCGCUCUGUUGAACUGAACGCUGGACAGGUGAAGAAUUGUCAACUGCUCGCCAGAUCAGUUUGCUCUCAGUCCGAAUGAGGCAGCUGGGCUGGUUUGACCCCCCCCACACCAGCCCUCCUCCCAGGGUGGGGGGCUGUCUCUGGGGGUGCAGUGCGUGGGAAUGCUGCUGUAGGUGAAAGUUGUAAUGGUGUCCUUUUUUAAACGUUUAUUUGGGGGGGAGGGGAACCGUGCAGUAUUUUGCUGAUGGGGUUUUAGUCUGACCCUCCUUCCCCCCCAAUGCUGCUUCCCAGUGGGAAUGGGGAGGUGGCGAUCAAAGUGGGGGCAGAGAGGCAGAGUGGUGGGAGCAUUAAAUUAUUCUUUGCUGACAGAGCACAGCUGCCUGCUUCACCCCCAGCAGCCCUCGGGCAGUGAAGGAGAGGAGUUUGAAUUCUGUUCUGUAAGGGGGCCUAGCAUGGGGAGCUAAGGUGACCCCUGGUUUGGAGGAGGAAUCGUGGCUGCUCCAGGAAUGAGCUGUCCCCAGGGCCGCCUCCACUGUGGGGCUGAGAUCGGAUGGGGGACGCCCUCCGCUCGGCCGCACUCGAGGAUGUGAAGUAGGAAUAAAUAGGGUUUCCUUUUCCUUUUGAAAAGGGGCCAGACCGACAGCCUGGGGAAUGCAGCACUCAGUUUAUCCACAAAACAGGUACCACCAUGGACGGUGGGUGAACGCCCCCUUCAGGGAGGCUAUGCCUCCCCCUGCUCCCCUCCUAGCCCACUGGAGCCCCAAGCGUGCCCCCCCACCAACCACAGCCGGAGGAGCCUCAGCCGACCCGCCCUGACUCACCGGCCCGAGCUGAGCCCCCGUCGGCUUCGGGGAGAGGGGGAGCACCGUCCAUGGGGCAGAGCGUGGGCAGGGCCAUGGCCUGGGUUAGGGGAGGCUUAGCUUCCGUUGGCCUAUGACACCCACCACCCAUUGGGUACCACACAGGCUGUUGGACUGCACCCUGCUCCCAGCCAACGUGUCUUAGCCCUAAACUUGCAGGGCUCAGACAGGAGGUGAGUCUCCAUAGCCCGCCCUCCAAGCUGUCUCCUCUCUGCCGAGAUUGCCAACUAUCGGGCUCUGGGCACACGUUUCCUGGGAGCUGGUCUUUUAGAUCCUGAGGCGGGGUUGGGGGCAGGCAUGCUGCGAAAGCCCAGAUCUCUCUUUGGGGUGAGUGAGAAUAGGGGGAAAUGUUCUUCUUCAAGGUGUUGACCCAAAGGGUCUUGGACUUGGUGGGACAGAGCAGAAAUGAGUCUCCUGAGCAGGCAGUGCUGUGGCUCAAUGCUAGUUAAUUUAACGAACUAAUUUAAAUGAUUAUUUAUCCGAGAAGUAAUGUUGUUUUCAUUGAACUGCCCUGUGGGGUGGGUAAGGAGCCGUGGGGUUGAAACUGUAUCAUCCUUCUGCUUUGCCUGAAGGGGGAGUGACCUUUGGGGAUACUCCCUCCUAACCCAGCUCCAAUACAGAGCAAGUACCCAGCCCCCUCUUAUCCUCCAUAGUGGCACAGGCUUGGGGUAGCAGCUUUGUCCCUCGGGUGUCUGUAGGGUUUUGACUUCAUCACUAACCAUCUAACCGCACUCAUGGACUCCCGUUGAUUUAGCAAGUGCUGGAUUAGGGCCCAAAGCUCUUCCUGCCACUGCACCCCUUCUCCCUUGUAGCACAGUUGGGCACGUGUCAGAUGGCUUGUACCACUAGGGGGCAUGGCUAGGGAAGGAGCGUGUGUGUGUGUUGUGUCCAUCCCUGCUGCCCCCUGCUGGAGGGUGUGUGUGUGUGUGUGUGUGUCCGUCCCAGUUGCCCCUGCUGUAGGGGGGUGUGUAUGUAUACAUACAUGUCCCAGGGCUGCUUGGUUCUCAGUACUCGCAGCAGCCGGCUAUCGCCUGCUGAGAGAAGCCAUGAAAUCCCUGCCUGGAAGCCCAGCCUGUCCAAUGGGCGCAGUGCUGGAUGCCCAGGGUAUUGUGUGUGUCCUGCCCCCGCCUCGUCCGGAACCCCACCCAUGGGCUCCUGCUCCAAGAGCCCCUGUCCAGGGGGCCAACGCAGAGGAGGUGGCUGAGCACUGGGUGUACUGGGGACAAGAAGGGGUAGGUGGGGGCUGAUGCAGGGACCAGGGUGAAAAUGGGGCUGGGCGCUGGGUAUUGCUAGGUGGGGAGAAGAGCUCCGCCCUCCCUUCACCGUGGAAUGGCUGCAGGGUGACUACGGUAGCCCAAUGGCUGUAGCUGCCCUCUGCAGGGCCCGUACCCCUCCAGCACAGCGGGCACUGUGUGGACACGUAUGAGAAUGGUCCCCGUUCCACAGGGCUUGUGGUCUCAGCAGAACAUCCCCACUCUCCUUCCUACAGUACACCCACUGCUGGGUACUGCACAGUGCUGCUGAAUGCCAUGCUCAGGCAGGCAAGGAAUGGGAGCCCCGCCAGCUCCCUCUGUCAAGCUCUGAAGGGUGGCGGGAGAUUUCUCAGCUGCCUCUUCGGACUUGUCCCUGGUGUCUCGGUGCCCCGCACCAUGGCUGCUUGGUACCUCGUGGUGAUGGCAGUGGUGGAACCCAUGUGCCCCUGCUCCGAAAGCGCAGGCCCCUGCUGCUGGGUUUCCAAAGCUUUUGGCAUUUCAUAGGUUUUUUAGGUGGAGGGAGGUGUGGAAGGGGAGAGGGAGAUGUAGAAGGAAAUCAUGAUAGACGACUUCUGCCCCUGCUCUCCGAGCCCCAUGUACCAUACCCCAUGUACCACAGUGUGGUCCUCCCUGGGUCUGGUGGAGCUGUUCCCGAACUUGGGAUGGGUGAUGCCUGUGUGUCUAGACCUGACCCCCUGGGGGCGGAACAUUGAAAUAUUUACUGUACAGUAUCGGUCAACUCUAAACUCUGUCAUGCUCACUGGUCUUUGGAGCGCGAGCGAUCUCAGAAUCCCAGUUGCCUCCGAAGAUGACUGAUGUAUUGCACCAUGGUUCUAUUGUAAAGACUUUUUGAAAAGAGUUUUUUUAAUAAAAGAAUUCUUGCUCCAAAGACUGUACAUAGGUAAAUCUGCAAGAUGUGCUGAUUAUCCCUUACUGUCUAGAUUGUAUGUAUUGUAAAUCUAGAUUGCAGUUUAAAAAAAAAAAUCUGGUCUGAAGAAGGAAACAUAUGCUUGAAAAAGGCAAAACAAAGAACUUCAUUUGUGGAUAAAACCCUAAAAAAGG